UUUCUUCCUACAGGUCAAUGGGAAGUAAUUGGACCAGAUAAGCCUGUGAAGGCCUUGGCUGGGAAGGAUAUAGUGUUUUCCUGCUUCCUCUCUCCUGAGACAAGUGCAGAGGAUAUGGAAGUGCGAUUCUUCAGGAGUCAGUUCUCUAACGUGGUUCAUAUCUACAAGAAAGGGAAAGACCAGAAGUAUAUGCAGAUGGCAGUUUAUCAAGGAAGAACUGAGUUAAUGAAGGACUCCAUCACCAAGGGUCAUCUCUCCUUGAGACUGAAGAAGGUCACAUCCUCAGAUGCUGGUGUAUAUGGGUGCUGGUUCAGUUCCCAGACUUAUUACCAGGAGGCCACUUGGGAACUGCAAGUGUUAGGAAUAGGCUCACCUCCUCUCAUUUCUAUUAUGGGAUAUGCUGGUGGAGAAAUACAGCUGCUCUGUCAAUCCUCAGGCUGGUUCCCAGAACCCACAGUUAAGUGGAAAGGUCCACAAGGACAAGAUUUCCCUUCAGACUCCAAAGUGAAUACCAACAAGCAGGGUAUGUUUGAUGUGGAGACUUCACUUAUAGUGCAACAAAAUGCUGAGAGCAUAUCGUGUUCCGUUCAACACAGUGACCAGAAUCAAAAGGUAGAAUCCAGCAUAUAUAUAUCAGAUAUAUUUUUCCAGUCUUCACCUUGGCGUCUGGCUUUCAUUUUAUUGCUAUUGGUUUAUAGUAUCCUGUGUGCUGGUGUCAUUGGAAAUAGGAUUUUCAACUUUAAAUUUCAGAGGACAUUCCUGGAAGAAUUGCAACUGAAAGAGGCCCAGACUCAUGCAGUGGAGGAGGCUCUGGACCUGGAUACAGCUCACCCCAAACUCCACUUUUCUGAUCAGGAAGCUGCAAUACAUUUACAUAUUCUUCAGGACACACCUGACUCAAGGGAGAAAUACGUAAUUAUAGACUGUCUUGUAGCCUUUCAGGGAUUCUCUUCAGGGAAGCAUUACUGGGAAGUUAAUGUAGAACAAGAAAAGAAGUGGUUCUUGGGAGUGUGUCAGGAUAACAUGGACAAGAAUGGAGGAACUUUGUCUACCAUAUGUGGAUACUGGGUAAUUGGACGGACCCCAGAAAAUGAAUAUUUUACAUUGAAUCCCAACAAAACCACCCUAUACCCUAAAACCAAUCCUACAAAAGUGGGUAUCUUCCUAGAUUAUGAAGGUGGGACCAUUUCCUUCUUCAACAUAAGUGAUAAGUCCCUUAUUUACACCCUUACUGAUAGAUUUGAAAACUUAUUGAAGCCCUAUAUUGCAAAUAUAGAACCCCCCAAUAUCUGUCCUGUCUCCUGGGUAUCAGAGACAGAAGCCCUUUUUCAAAGGGCCCCCAUAUCCAUAGACACAGAAGACAAAGAGCACAUCUCAUCAAUGACUACAUCCUUCCUCUUCAGGAAUGAUGAUCCAAGAGAAUCAUCACCACUUCCAUUCUUCUUUAGGCAUCUAAGGUCUCUAUCCUGGCUCCACAGUCAUGCUACAGCCAGCAAUGAUGACAUCCAGAUGAAUUAG
Molecule: messenger RNA, 1518 nt
Organism: Elephantulus edwardii (Cape elephant shrew)
Lineage: Eukaryota; Metazoa; Chordata; Mammalia; Macroscelidea; Macroscelididae
Product: butyrophilin-like protein 8-like
Exons: 6
Biological process (GO): regulation of cytokine production; T cell receptor signaling pathway
Cellular component (GO): external side of plasma membrane
Molecular function (GO): signaling receptor binding
Source: RefSeq, a predicted model, not a curated record